AUGUAUCUCACCUGCACUUUCUCCACUUCCUUUUCUCUUAAAACCCAACAGCUCCACUUAGAUCUGAAAGCAGUAACUCAAGACCUCUUCAACCUACUCUUCACAGUCCUCUCAAUGGUAAAACAAGACUGCAUCACAUCUAAAUCUCAACAACUAUUAAAUACUCUUUCUACCAUGAAUUCAAUCAGCAUUGACACUCUCUACGAACAAAAUUUACCCCAACUCUUCUCAAACUUAUCAGACAACAACUCUUGGACAGUGCACAGUCCAGACUUCGAAAUAUUCAGCUCCAGCUUCAUUUAUGUCAAACAAUUAUUACUAAGUAAUAUAAAAAUUACGUUUCCAAUUUUAAAAGAAACAAUUUCAAUUAAAAGGGAACCAGAAUUGAGACUCAAACUGUAUAUUUUACUCGCUCAGUACUUUGAGAAACUGCCUCUGAAUGAAACAAUGGAUUCAGAAUAUUGUGAUCAAUUUUUAGAGCAUUGCAUUUUGAGUAAUUUAAUUUGGAGCGCAGGAAGAAGCGCAGAGGCUGUGAGAACUGCUUGUGUCUGCUGUUUAUGCACAUUUUUGGAUAAGUAUUCAGAAUAUUCCCAAGAAUUAAGCAAGGCAAUGAAGUUCGAAGCUGUAUCUACAAUUUUAGAUAAAAUUGUUCCAAUUUUGUUAAGCUUGGCUGAGGAAAACUCGACGAAAACUAGAUUUUAUUCAAUCAGAGCUUUGUAUCUGGUUACGUUAGUGAAAAAGCAAUAUGAUUACUCUCAAGACGAUUGCGUUAACAAGAUUUUUCCAGUUUUGUUGAAGAGACUGGACGAUGGAUCUGAUGAUGUGAGAGUUAUUGCGUUAGAGGCUUUGACUGAGGUUUUUCGAGGUGUUUCCGAGAAAUAUGAUGUGAAGUUUAAUAGAGGACUUGUGGAUGCUUUGUAUACAACUGUUGUUAUCUAUUUGGAUGAUCCUGAUGACCAGUUUCAAGAGAAAGUUUUAG
Messenger RNA from Ceratina calcarata, 979 nucleotides. Its product is annotated as dynein assembly factor 5, axonemal-like. Gene Ontology annotation, cellular component: cytoplasm. Gene Ontology annotation, biological process: inner dynein arm assembly; outer dynein arm assembly; cilium movement. Lineage: Eukaryota; Metazoa; Arthropoda; Insecta; Hymenoptera; Apidae. Gene Ontology annotation, molecular function: dynein intermediate chain binding. The annotation marks the transcript as partial. The record is from RefSeq and is a predicted model, not a curated record. The transcript is spliced from 2 exons.